This is a messenger RNA of Phlebotomus papatasi, 5071 nucleotides long. RefSeq names its product feline leukemia virus subgroup C receptor-related protein 2. Gene Ontology annotation, biological process: transmembrane transport; heme export. Bases 621 to 2021 code for a protein of 466 amino acids. Gene Ontology annotation, molecular function: heme binding; heme transmembrane transporter activity. The transcript has 10 exons. Gene Ontology annotation, cellular component: membrane. NCBI's taxonomy places the organism in Eukaryota, Metazoa, Arthropoda, Insecta, Diptera, Psychodidae. The record is from RefSeq and is a predicted model, not a curated record.
ACCGCGCGCUGUAAAGCUUCUCAUUCAACAGAAUCAUACACUUUUUGAAGAGUAUUUACACUUUUUAUAAGCAUCGUCUCUGUGGGCACAGAUGGAACACAACGAGAUAUUUUUUCCAUCUGAAAUUCUGAGGGCAUCAUCCUCAAUAGUUUCGGCAUCUUGAAGAAAACGUGCAAAGGGAUUUGGAAAAUGCGCAAACGCGCACCUUCCAUGCAACGAAGAUAAAGGUCCAGAUACCUAGAGCUCUCUCCCAUCAGUUGGCUGAUGACUCUCGAGGAGAUCGCUAGACUACUAAAGCUCGCUUUUAUCUGGUCUGGCCAGUCGCUCGAAAGUUGUCGUAUGAAGUGGACGUUCUUAUGGAACUCUUUGUCUCAGUAACUGUUACACGUGGCUGUCUUAUUUAAAAAAAAGAGUUAAACCCCACAAUAAACUUGUUUAAAAUUUCAAAAAGAGUGACUAAUAACAAUUUGUGUGUUAAAUAAAAAACAAUGGUGCAAGAUUACAAAGAAAAGUUGUUGAAUUGAAUUAAAAUAGGCCACACUUAGUACUAUAAGUUUAAUUUUACAGACUAGUUUCCUCUAUGUGGACCUGAAAAUUUGUGUUCAUACCGCCACAUAAUAAUGGACUUGAAACACUCCAAGACUGUGGAAUCCACAACAUCAGUGGAAACAUUUGUACCUAGUAGCAAAUCUACUGAUUUCCUCCAAGAUCACUUGGAAAGUCAAAAGCCAGCAUCCGCAGAAUUUCGCGUGUACAAGAGAAGAUGGAUUGUUUUAGCAAUUUUUUGCUUGUACUCAGCAUCAAAUGCUCUUCAGUGGAUACAAUACUCUAUCAUUGCUAACAUUGUGCAACGAUACUAUGGAAUUACCAGUACCUGGGUGGAUUGGACUUCAAUGAUUUAUAUGGUGCUCUACAUUCCAUUAAUUACGCCAGCUAGUUGGAUUUUGGAUAAGAUGGGUCUUCGUUUUGCAGCUAUUUGUGGUGUAUUGGGGACAUGUCUGGGAGCAUGGAUAAAGGUGUUCUCAGUGCAACCGGAUCUCUUUUAUGUAUCAUUUAUUGGGCAGAGCAUUGUGGCAACAUCUCAGGUUUUUAUCCUGUCACUUCCGGCACGUCUGGCUGCAUUGUGGUUUGGACCCGAUCAAGUAUCUUCUGCCUGCAGUAUUGGGGUAUUUGGAAAUCAGCUUGGUAUUGCCAUCGGCUUUGUGAUGCCACCAAUUUUGGUGAGGAACCACGAUGAUCUGGAUUUGGUGGGAAAAGACCUCAAAUUUAUGUUCUACCUUGUGGCUGGCUACACUACUCUUCUGGUGAUAUUGGUAUUUAUCUUCAUUCAGCCAAAGCCUCCAACACCACCAUCGGCCGCACAAGAAGCUACUAUGUCUGUCAACCCUAUGCAAUCUUCACCAUUUAUCCACUCCAUCAAACGCCUUAUGACUAACAAGAACUAUAUCCUUCUGUUAGUGUCCUAUGGCGUUAACGUAGGUGUCUUUUAUGCUAUAUCCACCCUACUCAACCAAAUUGUACUACUUCACUUUCCUGGCCAUGAACUGGAUGCUGGCCAAAUUGGUUUGUGCAUCAUUUUAUGUGGCAUGGCGGGUUCUGUAAUUUCUGGAAUAAUACUCGAUAAAACCCACAAAUUCAAAGAGACUACCCUCGCUGUCUACGCCUUGUCCAUGGCAUGCAUGUGGAUUUACACAUUUACACUAAAUACAGGAUUGAUCUGGGUUGUCUACCUUACAUCAUCCCUAUUGGGCUUCUUCAUGACUGGCUACUUGCCUGUUGGCUUUGAAUUUGCCGCUGAGCUGACAUAUCCUGAACCGGAGGGAACAUCUGCCGGGAUUCUCAAUGCAGCAGCCCAAGUAUUUGGCAUUGCCUUCACCAUGGGCUAUGCUGAGAUUCUUAACAAUUUUGGCGACAUUGCAGCCAAUGUUACCAUGAGUGUUAUGCUUGUUGUUGGAACUGUCGUUACAGGUGUUAUUGGCUCUGAUCUCAGGCGCCAGAAAGCUCAGAAUCCUCACACCUAAAAGCUCCAUAUCUGUUCAAAACUUAUACAAUUUUUAUUUUUUUAAAAGAAACUUUACAUAUUUGAGGUAAUUAAUCAUUACGAAGAAGACAUAAAUGUCGACCUAUUUUAGUGUGUAAUAAUUCAUUGUGAUUAAAAGAAAGAAAAAAGUUACAUAUUUUUGUGAAAAUGAAAAUAAUUUUUUCUUUAAGGGAAGAAGCAUAUUUACCGUCAAGGGGUUUAUCGUAUUCCUCAAAUUUGCGCACUUUUAUUGGAAAUUUCAGUUAAAUUUGUUAUUGGUCAGCUUGUCUGAUGCCCUUACGAGCAAUUUAUUACCGAAUUAGAAGCUUUAUAUUAAAAAAAAUGUAUUUUUCGCGUUAUUAAGUCUAAUAAAGUUAUUUCGCCCACCGUUUUAUCACGAUUUUGUAAUAUUUUUUUUACUAUUAUUCUAAUGUAGCAUACUUAACUGAAAAUUUGUAAAGGAAGUGCUUAAAUCUAGGAAGAACCGUGAAGUUCUUAACGGCCAAUUGUUGAAAUUUUCCAAUUCCAGUUGAUAAAAAUCAUAGAAUUUUCCUAAUAAAUAUUUUAGUCCCAUUGCUCUCCUUGAUCGACUAAAGAUUGAAAGCAUUCACAGCUCUCAAAUUUUGAACAAAUCCGAGAACUUAAAGCUUUUAAAUAUUUUAAGAGUCUAAAUUCUAAAUAUUUGAAUACAUGUGGAUGAUGCUUAAGUCUCUCAAUUCUAAAUUUGAUUAAUGUAAAUCCAAAAGUAUUCUUUAACACGAAAUAAUUUUUUUGGGAUAAUUCAACAUAUUUCAACCUAGAUUUUCCAAACAUUCUGGAGAGGAAAAGUUGCUUUUAUACUGUGUUUUUUUUAUGAAUAAAGUGUGAGCAUGCUUUUUCAAUUAAACUAGUUUAAUAUUUGCACAUUUUUGUGCUUUUAAUCGAAAAGGAACCUGGAAAAGUUUUGUCACGGUGUUUUUCUUGAUCUUCAACAACACAAGUUUUAUUAUUGCAUUUUUUUCUCAUAGCUCGUUAACAUUAUGUUGUAUUUUUUAAUGAGUUUUGUGAGAAUCCAUUUAAACUUUAAUUGCCGUUGGUAGUAAUUGUGUUUAGACGCUUUAAAUACAAUUUUAAAGUUUUUCGCUUUCUAAAAGUACUUAGAGGAAAGUACUCUCCCUUCGAAUGUUCAUGCCUUCGAAUAAUGUGAAUUUUCUUCUAGUUUCCCUAAGAAACUUACACAUUUCUACUAAAUAUUAGUUAGGUUAUCAUCAAUUAUUUGUGAUUAUGUGAUAAUUAUUUGUAAGUCUCUUAGGAAAAAUAAAAGAAAAAUCACGUUAUUCGAAGGCAUGAACGUUCGAAGGGAGAGUACUUUCCCCUAUUUUUUACUUUGAAUUUUUGGCCCCUUAAUGAAUUUUAUCAAAGAAGAUAUUUCGUGAAAUUGUUUGUAAAUGUUUAUAAAUUCCCAUUGGGAACUGACAAAAUGUUCGCAAAUCGUAUAACCCACAGAAAGUUCGAAAAACGUUUACACUUUUUCACAAACAUUUUUCGUAAACAGAAGCACUUGACAAACAUUUUUUUGUUCUUUAACAAACAUUUGUUCGUACAUUUUUGUUUGUCUGACGAAACUUUACGAACAAAUGACAACAUUUUACUAACAUAUUUUUGUAUUUACCAACAUUUACAAACAAAUGUUUCUAAAAGAAUAAAAAUGCUUGUCGAGCGAUCAUGUUAUGAACUACCUAUGUUUAUGGAAAAAGUAUUGUACAAACAUUUACAAUCUUUUUUUGUAGAUUAUACGAUUUACAAGUUCUUCGUAAGUCCCCCUUUGCGAAUAUACAAAUAUUUAUGAAAUUUCUUUCUAUGUACAAUUUCUUUGGUCUAAACCUCUUAUAACUUUUACUGCUGCUAUUGGAAAAUUUCAACAAAUAUUAUUCUAUUCUAAGACUUAAAAAAAAUCUUUAAAAAAAAUUGCAUAGAAAUUCAUGCACUUGUAGUUGAAUAGAACAUUUAAAAACUCUUUAGUCGACAAUAAAAUUGCCGAAUAGAAAACUAUAUUCCUAUUGCUUCAAAAAAAGCACCCAUUCCCGAUUAGCUUCUUGAGAGUGAUGACUUUCACAAUAUAUGUGCUUUAACUGAAUAGGACAUAUGGAAUUUUGAAUAUAUUUUAGACAUUAGGACAAAGGAAUAAAACCACCUGCUCACGGUAAAUUGUUGUGCAACCACAAAAGAUUUUAAAUAAUAGAACUUUAGAAUUGAAAAUUGUGGUUAAAAUAGAGUUGAUAUUUUAAAAGUAAAUCUAAGAAAAUCAAUUUUGUGAUUAUUAUAUAAUUUUAAUGUUAGACACAAUGUAUAUAAAGAUGUGAAUGAAAAGAAAAUUCUGGAAUAAAAGAGAUGUUCUUCGGAAUGAAAGCAAAAAGCUAAAACUUUCUCCAUAUUAUUGAACUUACUGUGAACUAAAAUUAAAUUUUAAUAGGUUGCGUAUGGAGCUUUUUUUUAUGUAAAAUCACUUAUAAAAUAUGCAAUGAAACAAACAAUGUUUGAUUGAAUUUUCACGUCACAAAAAGGAAAAUAACAAAAAAGCUCUAUAUGCAGAUCCUAAUAAUUCAAAACUAUGUAUGUGUUAUGUGCUUUAGAGAAGAGAUUAGGGCCUAAAAGAAAUUAUGAACAAAAAUAUUAAAAAUGAUAAACUUAAUUCUAUAACAAUAGAAAUUUUAACGCAUUGAACCCGCCGUUAGAAAAAGUUUUGGGACAAUAAUUUCCCUUUGGAAGGCCAAAUAUUAGUUUAAGAGAAUUUUAGAAGUUGAAUACAUUCCUUCCUUAAUCCUUUCAGGACCAAUUGUUCGUGAAGUAUUUUGUGGAAAUAAAGGAAAUUUUGGUACGAUCGAUUUGCUCAAAAACUUCUGGCCCUGAUUGGGUUAAGCUACCAAGUUCAAUAGCCUAAACAAAAUCUACAUGUAAUCUUUAUUCUAUCAACUAUUGUGUACGUGAUGCUUCUAGAGAACAACAAAUGUUCAGAUUCAAUGGACCGUUACUGAAAGAAAAUAAAUUAUUUAUAAAUAAGACGUUACUGUA